Molecule: messenger RNA, 831 nt
Organism: Daldinia childiae
Lineage: Eukaryota; Fungi; Ascomycota; Sordariomycetes; Xylariales; Hypoxylaceae
Product: putative glycine-rich cell wall structural protein 1 protein
Exons: 3
Coding region: 1-831 (276 amino acids)
Source: RefSeq, a predicted model, not a curated record
AUGGAGACUGUAAGCAACGUAGCUUCUGCGGCUGUUAAGGCAGUCUGGGGCGAGAAUAAGCAAAACGGCCCGGAGCCUAUCUCAGGUCAGACUGGCGAUACCUCUAAAGGUGAACCGUACGAUGCUGGCAACAUUGAAGAUCCUAAAGUCCAAGCUGCCAAAGCAGAAACCAACGGCGAAACCAAUGGCCAGGUCAACAAAUCAACAGAAUACACUAAAGAUGCAGAGUUCUCCAAGGAUACAGGCACUGCAGUAGAGGCCAAGGACACGCCAGACAACCCGUCGACAAAUCUCAAGUCAAACAGCAUACCCGACGACACAACCAAAGCUCAGAACGACGUGCGCAGCCCAGAUGACCCGAAGACGAACCCCAAGUCCGCGCCUAUUGAUGUCAACGACACCGAGGACGGUCCGAACGAGGCCCAGAAGCUAGAUGGCCCUGGACCCAAGCCGCUCGACGAGAUAGCGCGCGAGCACGGCGGCGACGCGGGGAAAAUAGAAAAGGACGAGAGCAAACCGCUUCCUGGCGAGGAAAGCGAGAGUAAGAGUAGCGGCGAAGACGAAGACGGCCCCAACGCGAAGAGUACCGGCGAGGGCACCGGGGAGCAGUACGUCAAGAGCAGCGGGCUGCAGGCCGACGGCGGAGACUUUGACGCUACGAAGCCAGGGGCAGGCAGGGAAGCUGACCGUCUGCUAGAGGAGAAGGGAAUCCAUCCUGUCGGCGGCGCGAAAGACGACAACAAUGAUGAUGCGUCGGAGCAUAGCGACAAGAAGGACAAGGAUAAGAAGAGCAUCGGGCAGAAGAUCAAGGAUAAAUUGCACCGACACUAA